This is a messenger RNA of Anopheles aquasalis, 624 nucleotides long. Its product is annotated as neuropeptide-like protein 31. The record is from RefSeq and is a predicted model, not a curated record. Lineage: Eukaryota; Metazoa; Arthropoda; Insecta; Diptera; Culicidae.
GAGCAAGUGAUCGUUGUGUGUACUACCCAUCAUAGCUUCUAGCAAACUCCAAUUUUGCUUCCAAAAUCGUAGAGUGUUGUUGUAAUUGUUUGAAUUCAAAGUUUGCUGACACAUCCGCGACGUACAUGAUGCGUGGCUAUGCAAUGGUGCUGGUUCUGAUGGCGAUUGUGUGCACUGCCAGUGCCACCUUCGGAUUGCUGGGAGGUGGAUACGGUUACGAUGGCUAUGGUUCUCCAUGGAAUAACGGUUACGGCGGCUACGGGGGCUACGGUGGUUACGGCGGAUACGGGGGAGGAUAUGGUGGAUACGGUGGGCACGGAGGUGGUUACUAUCCCUAUGGAGGUUACGGAGGUUAUGGCUAUCCGGGCAAGUAUGGCGGCUAUGGUGGUUAUGGCGGGUAUGGCGGUUAUGGAAGUGGAUAUGGAGGAUACGGUGGCGGAUAUGGAAUCGGAUAUGGCGGUGGAUACGGUGGACUGAGGCCGUACUAUCGCUAAACGCGGAGUUCCGUUUGCGAUCCAUUACCUUUUUUCCAGUUGGAAUGUGAUACAACGUUUUCCAGUAAUUUUGUGUUCUUUGUUAGUUUUAGUAUUUAGACAAUAAAUCCGAUGGACCCAUCCAUUCACA